AUGCCUCCACGAAACGGCUCGUCAUUGUCGCCACUGACCGUUGGCGCCAAGUGGUGCGAUGCUCAACUGAGCAGAGCGUCACGAUCCUGUCCUGCCGCGCAAGUCUCAUGCCAGUUUUCCACAACGUCGCAGCAGCUCAGACGGUCAAAGGCGCAGCACAGUCUUUACCGAUGGCUGAAGGAUCCUAAGGGUGGCAUGCUGUUUCGCGACGCUCCUCAGAAUGGUCCCAAAUACGUGGGAUCGCUGCCAGACCAACCCUUUCCUCUGAACCCUCUUUUCAGAAGCCAGUCCGUGUUGAGCGAGGAACUGAGGGAAGAGAUUUACCAUCGAGUCAAGACGAGCAAACACUCGCUCAAGACGGUAUCAUCUUCUCUAGGUGUCGAUGUUCGCCGAGUUGCUGCGGUGGUGCGCAUGAAGGAGAUGGAGAAGCAAUGGGUUGCCGAGACGUACUACAUGGUUACACCUUUGGCACUGCGAGCCUCUCUGAUUAGCUACACUAUCUCUCUUCGCAACAUUUCUGGAUUCUGCGUAGACAACCUGCUGACAACAAUCAUACAACAGAAGAAGCAGCUAGCUACACCCUAUGCUAAAGCGGUUCUGGGCAUGCUUCCCCAGACCAUCUUGAGGAAGGAGGCUCAAAUUCCCCAUGAACCAAUCAAUGAGAUUCACGUACACAAACUCACGAUGCAGCAACUAUUCGUCCCCGUGUCCGAGUCGCGUCAAUUCAACAGGGAGGACGCGGCCAAGGCGUUCCACAGGAACAUGUUAUCCGCCGACCAGCGAUCGCCUUUAAAGGAGCUUGUGACAAUGAGGAAAUCAAUAGACGGCGGCGUGAAGCCAGCUGAGGCGUUCGAGAAGUUUAAGGAGACAACUCGAGCUGAAGAAGACAAGCUGAUUGAGAAGGAGAGGCGGCGUCUGGAAAAGGCGGAGGAAGAAACAACACGCGUGGACACUGGUCGCUUUGAGUUCAGAUUCAAGGAGAUGAACGUCGAAGCUGCUGGCAAGAACGGCCGUGGCCGCAAGGCUGUGGGCUGGAGAUAUGGUGUGCCUUUCUAUGACCGCAAGAAGGGAGAGUUUAAGCUCCCCACAUCGGUACCAUGA
Colletotrichum gloeosporioides is the source of this 1101-nucleotide messenger RNA. RefSeq lists its product as uncharacterized. Bases 1 to 1101 code for a protein of 366 amino acids. Gene Ontology annotation, biological process: mitochondrial translation. Gene Ontology annotation, molecular function: structural constituent of ribosome. The record is from RefSeq and is a predicted model, not a curated record. Lineage: Eukaryota; Fungi; Ascomycota; Sordariomycetes; Glomerellales; Glomerellaceae. The transcript has 2 exons. Gene Ontology annotation, cellular component: mitochondrial small ribosomal subunit.